CCAACAACAUUCCUUCAUGGUUACACGAGCAUCCCACCUCGCAAUUUGCCAGAUCAUCGCUUCACAAUCCUUUGGAAUGCAGAUAGCGCUAUCCUAGUGGUUUUACCGCCGCAUGGCUAUUGUCACGGUUACCGAAACAUUGUCGAUCUGACAGCUGCAAAGCUGCAUCAACUCAGUUUCUUCUACACUGCGCCCUUUUGAGCAUCUUUGUUCUGCUGUCAACAUUCAGUCCACGACUAUACCAUACGAUUCAACGGUCACUUCACGUCACCCCUACUUCGGUUACGAUAUGCUCUCACCAUCGACAGCCCCCUGAGUCUUAUGCAAAUUCGUUUGCGACACUGACGUUGCAUCGAGAGUUUUAGAGGCGAUCCUUCGAGUUACACCCAUGGCAAGACUGAAUCGCCUCAGUCGCAUACGCGCCAAGUCAUCUCAAGAGCCUGCUGCAACCGAACCAAAGCUAGUCGCCAUUAAGAGCAGCACCCAAGCACCUCAUCGGCGGCUCAGCUUACUCGCAAUAACAAUCAUUCUGAACACACUACUCUGGAGUUCCAUCCUCUGCUCCAUCAUCGCUUUCUUCCAGAUCGCGUCCGAUUCUAAAGACGGUUCGAACAUAUUACCAGGCGCAUUGACACUCGUUUCGGCUAUUGUGACGAUAACAUAUACGAUCGUACAUACAACAUACUCCGCCAAGCAGAGAGCUUUAACAUAUCAACAACCAGAUGCUACCACCAUCAAGAAGACGACGUACAUCGCCAAUCGUUUGGUGGUCUCGUUAUGCGUCUUGUGGCUGUUGACUGCAGGAUGGAAUAUGAUUCUGGUAGCUAGGAGGCCUAGCUGCCUGCCCAACCAGCUUGAUGGCCAGAGCUGGGAGGCGGGCAUUACUUGCCUUUUCGGUCGUGUGGGCAUGUCUCUCGCUAUGAUCGCACUUGUCGCUUCCUUGACAUUGUUUGGAAUGAUGGCUGCUGUGCGGCGUCCUUUCGAAGCCCACCUCUUCGCAUGUGGUCAACGCCAACCAAACAACUCUGAACUUACAUCGCCCGCGUCUAGAGGGUUAUCCGAAGACCAUGCUGCGACUGGAAAGCUGGUCCCUGAGAGCGGAAUGUCUGCUUAUAACCACCAAAGGAGUACAUCAACCUUCACGAACGCGGAUGUCGACACCUUGGGUUUGAAUGCCAGCAGCCGCCCAGCUUCGAUCGUCCAGUCGCCCUCACCAACACGCGACCGAGUUGGGGUCUUUACCUCGCUUUUUGCUCCACUACCUCUACCUCCCGCUUUCAUGAUCUCAGUGGAGAGUCCAUCGCUUCAAUCUCAGUCACCUGCUUCGGAUCCAUUCGCAGACGGCCGUCGCCUGUCACUCACACCUUGCACCGAUGCGCUGCUCACUUCCGCAGCAUAUGUACCAUACUCUAUACCCAUCAAGUUCUCCGCAUCUGCCCAACGCGCCGUCUACCCAGAUGCCGCAGCCCCCUACCGCUCCAUAAGCACAUCUCGCUCGCAACCGCACCCGCACCCGCGCAGCAUGAGCAGCUUCUCCAACCGGCACUGCUACGCGCGCUCUUCCGUCUCGCUCUCACGCCCGCACCGCCUCAGCUCCCUGACACCAGUACCACAUCUGGAGUGCAGCUCGCGCAGCGACACUUUGAAUUCGUUUAGCGCAUCUCCGGGACAGGCGAGAGUCCAAACUCCAAGUCCGGCACGUCGAGCACGGAUAAGAGAGCGAGCGCUACGGAGAUCGUUUACGCCAUCGCAAACAACACGCCCAUCCCCGGCACCGACAAACCAAGCCCCCGCAAACACUGGCGCACCAUCAGCGCACCAGACGCCGUCGCCGGCGCACAGCAGGCACACCCAGGUGAACGCAUGGCUAUGGGCUGGGAGCCCGAAUUAUCCAAGCCCUCGACUGUGCUGAGGAAACCGCUCCCUAUCAAUCUGAACAAACUCGUGCACUCUGCGUCUGCUGAGUCGCUGGAUCGCUUUGGCCCCGUGUUCGCUACCGAUGCAGCGGAGAUGAAGUGGAAAAGGGAUUUUGAGAUUGAGAUCGAGAUCGAGAAUCGGUCGAAUGACUUGCAUGUACUCCAAUUCCCUGGAACGGAGCCGAAGACCGGGAGGAAGAGUAUUAGUACAUAUACGGAUACGCCGAGAGAGUCUUAUGAUGCAGAUAGUUUGGAGGACGAGACCAGGUUUGAGGAUGCAAAGGAGGUUCUGAGCACGAGACCGG
Macroventuria anomochaeta is the source of this 2221-nucleotide messenger RNA. RefSeq lists its product as uncharacterized. The record is from RefSeq and is a predicted model, not a curated record. The transcript is spliced from 3 exons. Bases 389 to 1912 code for a protein of 507 amino acids. NCBI's taxonomy places the organism in Eukaryota, Fungi, Ascomycota, Dothideomycetes, Pleosporales, Didymellaceae.